AUGGUCGGCAAGGACUGUGUGGCAAUUGCAUCAGAUCUGAGACUGGGUAGUCAAUCCCUAGGUGUAUCCAACAACUUCGAGAAGGUGUUCAACUUUGGCCAUGUGUUCUUGGGACUUACUGGUCUGGCCUCGGAUGUCACAACGUUGUCCGAAACAUUCAGGUUCAAGACGAACAUGUACAAGAUGAGAGAAGACAGGCUGAUAGAACCGGAGACUUUUGCUAACCUGGUGUCGUCCACCCUUUACGAGAAGAGAUUCGGCCCUUACUUUGUGGGUCCAAUUGUGGCUGGUAUAAACUCAAAAACAGAAAAGCCUUUUAUCUGUGGGUUUGACCUGAUUGGAUGUAUAGAUUUUGCAAAGGACUUUAUCGUGGCUGGUACUGCAUCUGAUCAGCUCUACGGUAUGUGCGAGUCCGUGUACGAACCCAAUCUCGAACCUGAAGAUCUCUUCGAGACGAUAUCCCAGGCCCUGUUGAACGCGGCUGAUAGAGAUGCGUUGUCUGGUUGGGGUGCUGUGGUGUAUGUGAUCACGAAGGACAAGAUUGUGAAGAGGUACUUGAAGUCUCGCCAGGAUUAG
This is a messenger RNA of Kuraishia capsulata CBS 1993, 576 nucleotides long. RefSeq lists its product as uncharacterized. The coding region runs from base 1 to 576 and encodes 191 amino acids. Lineage: Eukaryota; Fungi; Ascomycota; Pichiomycetes; Pichiales; Pichiaceae. The record is from RefSeq and is a predicted model, not a curated record. Gene Ontology annotation, biological process: proteasome-mediated ubiquitin-dependent protein catabolic process. Gene Ontology annotation, cellular component: proteasome core complex; proteasome core complex, beta-subunit complex. The transcript has a single exon.